UGCUAGUCGUCUUAUCACUUUAUGACCUUAAUUUGGAAUUUUUUACUCAUUCACUUGAAUUAUCUGAACAGUAGUCAGUAGCUAAUAAGUAUCUUUUUAAUUUUAUAUUUUGUGCCCCUGGUAGGUACUCGAAAAUAAUCCGAAGAAAAACGCACGUCUUUGAAAGAAUACUUGAAGUUUAUGCUCAUUUUUUUCAUAUUCGAAACUAUCAUUACAAAUGAAUCGAAAAACUGGUUUGUUGAUCGGUACAAUCGGUACAAAUCCGAAAAAUGUUGUUGAUUUUUUCAAAAAAUCAUCCGUGAAUUUGGACUCUUUUAGUACGUUAUAUGUAAAAUUAGUGUCGAAUGUGAUAUUGGAAUCAAUGCUAUUAAAUAAUAAACAGAAAAACAUAGUGAAUAAGGAAUCAUUUCGUAACACCGUGUUCGACUUCUACAGUUCCCUCAAGACUUUUGAGCAUUUGGAUGUCAGAGUAUUGUUAUCUAGUUUCAAUAAUAUGGAUCAGUUCAAAGUUACCACCAGUAAACCAAUAGACGUUAUAUACUUCGAUUCUUUGUAUUCGUCGACAGUUAUCGAUGCUUUCGCCAACAAAUAUGUAGUAAAUAAAUCGAAAGAUUUUCAAACUGCUCCGUUUAAAGUGAAGAAUAAUGAAUGUAUUUCUACUUCUACCGAAGAAAAUUCCAAUUUCAAAGAAUAUGAUUACGUAGCUAUGGGAGGAACUUUUGAUAGACUGCACAUCGGCCAUAAAUUAUUAUUAAGCGAAGCCGUUCUUCGAUGUAAUAAAAAGCUCACCAUAGGAGUUUGCAGUGACUCGAUAUUAAACAGUAAAACACUGCCGGAAUUCAUUGAUGAUUGUGAUACGCGUAUAGCAGGUGUAAAAGAUUUCCUAUCUGAUGUACAGCCUCAUCUCGAUUACAAUAUUGUUCCUAUAUAUGACAUAUACGGGCCAACUAAAGAAGAUGCUUUAUUAGAAAUGAUUGUUGUAAGCGAAGAAACAGUUCGUGGCGCUGAAAAAAUCAACGAAUAUCGAAUAGCCAAUGGUUUAACUAAGCUAGAAGUGAUUCGAAUUAAUUUGAUCGAAGCGUUGAAAAAAUCGGAGUAUGAAGAAAGUAAAAUUAGUUCCAGCACCAGACGAAUGCGUUUAUUAGGAGAGCUUUUAAAACCACCUUCAUCGAAACCCAAUCUUCCGGCCAAACCUUAUGUAAUUGGAUUGACUGGAGGGAUCGCUAGUGGAAAGUCAUCGAUCUUAGAACACUUGAGAAAUUUUGGAUGUGGCUGUAUUAAUUGUGAUUUAAUUGCUCAUCAAAUGUAUGAAAUUGGUUCUACUGGGUAUCAAUUCAUUUUAGAAACAUUCGGACCAUCGGUACUAAACGAAGACGGAUCUGUAAAUAGAAAACAAUUGGGGAAUGUGGUAUUUAACGAUAAGGAAAAAUUGAAUCAAUUGAAUAACGGUUUAUGGCCUCUUGUUCUGAGCAAAGUCAAAGAAGAAAUUCAGUCACUUUAUCUGCAGAAUAAAGAAGUUAUUGUGAUAGAAGCUGCUUUAUUGAUUCAAGCGAAUUGGACGAAUGAAUGUCAUGAAAUUUGGUCGUGUAUUAUUUCACCUGAAGAAGCUAUUAAACGAUUGCAGGCGCGUAACCAUUUAUCUAUCGAAGAAGCUCAAACGAGGAUAAAUUCUCAACCACAAAAUAAAGAAUACAUUUCCAAUUCGAAUGUAGUAUUUUGCUCAUAUUGGGACCCCAAUUAUACCAAAUAUCAAGUAGAAAAAGCUUGGACUAAUCUUAAAAAACGAGCUGCCAUUUCCAGUUGAUGAAACAACUUGUUGUGCUUAUUCGUUUUCUAUUCGUGGUUUUUGUAUUGCGUAAGUUUGUAUUACUCAUGGAAAAAGGGUAAGGUAAAAAAAGUCAGUAAAUUUUGUAAAAAUGAGAAGAUUUUAUUUAAAAUAUAUUUUAAAAAAAUAA
Molecule: messenger RNA, 1955 nt
Organism: Planococcus citri (citrus mealybug)
Lineage: Eukaryota; Metazoa; Arthropoda; Insecta; Hemiptera; Pseudococcidae
Gene: Ppat-Dpck
Product: Bifunctional Phosphopantetheine adenylyltransferase - Dephospho-CoA kinase
Exons: 6
Coding region: 218-1804 (528 amino acids)
Biological process (GO): coenzyme A biosynthetic process
Molecular function (GO): ATP binding; dephospho-CoA kinase activity
Source: RefSeq, a predicted model, not a curated record